Messenger RNA from Equus quagga, 1422 nucleotides. Its product is annotated as patr class I histocompatibility antigen, A-126 alpha chain-like. The record is from RefSeq and is a predicted model, not a curated record. The transcript has 8 exons. Gene Ontology annotation, molecular function: peptide antigen binding; signaling receptor binding. NCBI's taxonomy places the organism in Eukaryota, Metazoa, Chordata, Mammalia, Perissodactyla, Equidae. Gene Ontology annotation, cellular component: external side of plasma membrane. The coding region runs from base 26 to 1105 and encodes 359 amino acids. Gene Ontology annotation, biological process: antigen processing and presentation of endogenous peptide antigen via MHC class Ib; immune response; antigen processing and presentation of endogenous peptide antigen via MHC class I via ER pathway, TAP-independent.
CUUAGAUUCUCCUCAGACCUUAAGAAUGAAGGUCACGGCGCCCGGAACCCUCCUUCUGCUGCUCUCGGGGUCCCUGGCCCUGACCGAGACCUGGGCAGGCUCCCACUCCAUGAGGUUUUUUUACACCGUCAUGUCCCGGCCCGGCCGCGGGGAGCCCCGCUUCAUCGCCGUCGGCUACGUGGACGACACGCAGUUCGUGCGGUUCGACAGCGACGCCGCGAGUCCGAGGAUGGAGCCGCGGGCGCCGUGGAUGGAGCAGGAGGGGCCGGAGUAUUGGGAAGAGCAGACACAGAUCGCCAAGGACAAAGCACAGAAUUGCCGAGGGAGCCUGUACGACCUGCGCGGCUACUGGAACCACAGCGAGGCCGGGUCUCAUACCUACCAGUUCAGGUUUGGCUGCGACGUGGGGCCGGACGGGCACCUCCUCCGCGGGUACAGGCAGGACGCCUACGACGGCACCGAUCACCUCGCCCUGAACGAGGACCUGCGUUCCUGGACCGCGGCGGACGCGGCGGCUCAGAUCACCCAGCGCAAAAGGGAGGCGGCCGGUUUGGCGGAGCGCUGGAGGAACUACCUGGAGGGCACGUGCGUGAAGCUGCUCCUCAGACACCUGGAGAAGGGAAAGGAGACGCUGCAGCGCGUGGACCCCCCAAAGACACAUGUGACCCGCCACCCCAUCUCUGACCGUGAAGUCACCCUGAGGUGCUGGGCCCUGGGCUUCUACCCUGCGGAGAUCACCCUGUCCUGGGAGCGUGAUGGGGAGGACUUGACCCAGGACACAGAGCUUGUGGAGACCAGGCCUGCAGGGGAUGGGACCUUCCAGAAGUGGGCGGCUGUGGUGGUGCCUUCUGGAGAGGAGCAGAGAUACACGUGCCAUGUGCAGCACGAGGGGCUGCCUGAGCCCGUGACCCUGAGAUGGGAGCCGCCGCCUCAGUCCACCAUCCUCAUCGUGGGCGUCCUUGCUGGCCUGGGUCUCCUUGGAGCUGUGGUGGCUGGAGCUGUGAUCUGGAGGAAGAAGCGCUCAGAUGGAAAAGGAGGGAGCUACACUCACGCUGCAAGCAGUGACAGUGCCCAGGGUUCUGAUGUGUCUCUCAAGGCAGCUUGAAACAGCUGCCUGUGGGGGACAGAGUGAUGCAAGAUUUGUUCCUGUCCCACCCUCAUUGUGACUUAAGGAAUCUCUGACUUCUGCUUCUGCAAAGGGCAUCUGAGGGUGUCUGUGUUCCUAUUAGCAUAAUAUGAGGAGAUAGGAAGACUAGUCUCUGCCGUGACCCCCUCCCACACUGACCUGUCUUCUGUCCCCUGAUUGACUUUCCUGUUCCAGCAGACGUGGGGUUGGCUCCAUCCCUGUCUUUACUUCGUGUUGCCCUGAGCUGCAGCUUCUUCCUUCCUUAUUGAGAAUAAACAUCUGGAUAUGAACUUGUU